GUUUGCCUUCAGUUUCGGUUACGCGGAAAACAAAAUGAACACCUUCGCCGUCAUCGCCAUCGCAGCCCUUGCAAUUUCAGCCUCCGUUGCUUACCCCGGUCACGGUCAUGGUGAUGAUGGCGGGGAUCACCACGCCCCGGCUCACUACCAGUUUGAAUACGGCGUGCAUGAUCCUCACACUCACGACGUCAAGGAUCAGCAUGAACAUCGCCAUGGAGACCACGUCAAAGGAGGUUACACGCUGAAGGAAGCCGACGGCACCAAAAGGGUUGUGGAGUACACAUCCGGUCCUCACGAAGGGUUCCAAGCCGUCGUGAAGAGGAUCGGUCAUGCCCAGCAUCCGGCCCAUUAUGGUAAACACGGUCAUGGGCACGGUGGAGUCGGUGGAACCAGCUACGUCGGUAUCACCCACUGGGGACACGGAUCUGGACGCUGAGAAGCUUGCGACUGUGAU
Messenger RNA from Cylas formicarius (sweet potato weevil), 454 nucleotides. RefSeq names its product adult-specific cuticular protein ACP-20-like. The record is from RefSeq and is a predicted model, not a curated record. Gene Ontology annotation, cellular component: extracellular matrix. The coding region runs from base 35 to 436 and encodes 133 amino acids. Lineage: Eukaryota; Metazoa; Arthropoda; Insecta; Coleoptera; Brentidae. The transcript has 3 exons.